Molecule: messenger RNA, 1056 nt
Organism: Penicillium robsamsonii
Lineage: Eukaryota; Fungi; Ascomycota; Eurotiomycetes; Eurotiales; Aspergillaceae
Exons: 4
Coding region: 1-1056 (351 amino acids)
Cellular component (GO): cytoplasm
Source: RefSeq, a predicted model, not a curated record
AUGGUCAAGACACUUCCCUUCGGUGAUAUUCAGGUCCCAACACCAGGUUUCGGUGCCAUGGGAUUGAGCUUUGGUUUAGGUAGCAACAUGAGCCUCGAGGAAGCUGAACCAGUCUUGCUAAAAGCAAUUGAAUUGGGAUGCACCUUCUGGGAUACUGCCGUUGUCUACCAAGCCGGUGUGAACGAAAAGCUUUUGGGAGACUUCAUCAGGAAGCACAACGUCCGUGAUAAGAUUUUUAUUGCCUCCAAGUGCGGGUUCAACGCCAUUGGAGGGGAUAUGUCCGUCACGAACUCCGCCUCGCAUAUCAAGGAGUACAUCGAAGGAACCAUUGAGAGACUUGGCUUCACGCCUGAUCUGUACUACCUCCACCGGAUUGACCCCAAUACGCCUCUCACCGAGUCCAUUCCAGCUCUUGAUGAAAUUCGCAAGGCACGGAAGACCAAGUACAUUGGACUUUCAGAAUGUUCAGCUGCGACACUACGCAAGGCAAACGCUAUUGCUAAGAUUGAUGCUGUCCAAGCCGAAUAUUCAGCCUUUGAGACAAUCCACGAGACAGAUGGCUUGAUCGAUACAGCCAAAGAGUUGGGUGUAGCGUAUGUCGCCUACAGUCCACUGGGACACGGCUGGCUCGUCGAUAACUUCGAUUACAACUCUCCGGACGAUUUUUCCCCUGACGAUUUCCGCCGAAAAUGUAUCUACCCAUUUCAUAAGCCCCUAAUCCUAAACUGGAUAUCGUCGCUAACACAAUUCCUCUCGAUAGCUCCCAAAUUCCAAGGCGAGAACUUCUACAAGAACCGCGCCAUCGUCGAGGAAAUCAAGAAGCUCGCCGUCCGCAAGGGAUGCAAGAUUAGUCAAAUCGCGCUUGCUUGGGUUGUCUCCCAAGGAAUGAUCCCCAUCCCGGGAACAACCAAGGCUGCUCGCCUGGAGGAGAACUGGGCAUCUCGGGAUAUUGAGUUGACCGAGGAGGAAAAGCAAGCAAUGCGCCAAAUUAUCGAUGCUGCUAAGCCACACGGUGAAAGAUAUGGUCCCGCGAAUCAGGCUCUGGUUGGACAUUAA